This is a messenger RNA of Aspergillus tanneri, 465 nucleotides long. RefSeq names its product superoxide dismutase SOD1 (gene sod1). Gene Ontology annotation, molecular function: copper ion binding; superoxide dismutase activity. The record is from RefSeq and is a predicted model, not a curated record. The coding region runs from base 1 to 465 and encodes 154 amino acids. The transcript is spliced from 5 exons. Gene Ontology annotation, biological process: removal of superoxide radicals. Lineage: Eukaryota; Fungi; Ascomycota; Eurotiomycetes; Eurotiales; Aspergillaceae.
AUGGUCAAGGCUGUUGCUGUCCUCCGUGGUGAUUCCAAGGUCUCCGGCACCGUCACCUUCGAGCAGGCCGAUGCGAACUCAGCCACCACCAUCUCCUGGAACAUAACUGGCCACGACACCAACGCUGAGCGUGCCUUCCACGUUCACCAGUUCGGUGACAACACCAACGGCUGCACCUCUGCUGGCCCUCACUUCAACCCCUUCAACAAGACCCACGGUGCUCCUGAGGAUGAUGAGCGCCAUGUUGGUGACCUGGGUAACUUCAAGACUGAUGCUGAGGGCAACGCCGUCGGCUCUAAGCAGGACAGGCUCAUCAAGCUGAUUGGCGCUGAGAGCGUUCUGGGCCGCACUCUGGUCGUGCACUCCGGUACCGAUGACCUUGGUCGUGGUGGCCAUGAGGAUUCCAAGAAGACUGGCAAUGCUGGUGGUCGUCCCGCCUGCGGUGUCAUUGGCAUUGCUGCGUAA